Messenger RNA from Colletotrichum spaethianum, 489 nucleotides. RefSeq lists its product as uncharacterized. NCBI's taxonomy places the organism in Eukaryota, Fungi, Ascomycota, Sordariomycetes, Glomerellales, Glomerellaceae. The record is from RefSeq and is a predicted model, not a curated record. The transcript has 3 exons. Bases 1 to 489 code for a protein of 162 amino acids.
AUGUACUUCUCCGCGCUCCUUCUGACCCUUGCAGCUACUGCGUCGGCCAUCGAUGUCAGGGCUUACACUAGCAGUGGCUGCGACGGGGGCUGGGUAGGCUGCGCGAACAUCAAUCCCAACAUCCCAAGCAGCUGGCGCAUCCGCGGCGAGGCUAACACGGGCGGUGGCUGCUCAUUUCUCGCGAACCAGCAAGACUCGAACGGCAACACAGACAUAUGCAUGUCGUACUCGUCGCGCGGCGACCGCACAGGGGGCAGCUACUGGUUUGUCGGCCGCAAGCGCGCCGACGACGAGUCGUGCCCCGCCGAGCAGCCAGGUAGCGGAAAAUGCGAAGCCAGCGUUAAGCCCGACACGCUUGGCCUUGCGGAUGGCACUAAGUACAGCAUAAUCGGCCUGACGGAUGAGAAGGUCCAGGAGUUGGAGAACAUUGCCAACACUGGCGCUAGUGCCGACGCCGUGCCCGCCGAGUUCCAGAUCCUGCGCCGCUAG